Nicotiana tabacum (common tobacco) is the source of this 2233-nucleotide messenger RNA. RefSeq names its product protein SEEDLING PLASTID DEVELOPMENT 1. The record is from RefSeq and is a predicted model, not a curated record. Lineage: Eukaryota; Viridiplantae; Streptophyta; Magnoliopsida; Solanales; Solanaceae. Gene Ontology annotation, molecular function: ATP hydrolysis activity. Gene Ontology annotation, cellular component: chloroplast.
AUUUAUGUCAAACCUCUGAAUUUCUGAAACACAUACGAGUAGGAGAAGUCAAAACUUCAAAUACCCAAAUCCCAAUGCAAAAUUUAGCGCCAAGAAAGCAGCAAUGCUCUCUUUUGCUUUACUCCAUUCCUCUUCUUCACCAAAACCACAAUUCCAUUUUCACUACAAAAAUCAAAUCCCCAAACUCCCAUUUCAAUCCCUCCAUUUUUCACCCUUUACGGUAUUACCCAUAAAAUUACAGAGCAAACCCUCGUUCUUGAGCUUAUCAUCAUGUUUUCCAUCUUCUACUUCUUUGAUUGGUGACGAGUUUGAGGUGGAAUUGGGCCGAUUACUGACGCUAUUACCGGAGGAGAUGCGGCGGAGCGUUAGCGAACAUCCAGAGUUUUGCUACUUAAUUGAAGUGGUUAUGGACUUGGGUCGUAAGCCACUUGCUCGCUUCCCCUCCGGCGAUUUUAUCUUGUCCGAUCAUCCAAUAACCCUAGAUGAUCUUCAACAUGCUAUAUCCAAGGUUGGUGACUUUGCAGUUGAUAAUAGAGCUGGCAUUAGCAGAACUUUACACCGAAUUAGUGCUAUUAGAAACCGGAAAGGUGCAAUUAUUGGAUUAACUUGUCGAGUUGGUCGUGCACUAUCUGGAAGUGCCAACGCAUUGCGAGAUCUAGUUAAAGAUGGUGCUUCUCUGUUGCUCAUUGGUCCUCCUGGAGUUGGAAAAACAACUAUUAUCAGGGACAUAGCCAGGAUGCUUGCAAAUGAUUAUGGGAAGCGCGUAAUGAUUGUUGACACAUCUAAUGAAAUUGGCGGGGAUGGUGAUAUACCUCAUGCAGGGAUAGGUAAUGCUCGCCGGAUGCAAGUUCCACACUCUGAUGUGCAACACAAGGUGCUGAUAGAAGCAGUGGAAAAUCAUAUGCCACAAGUGAUUGUAAUCGAUGAGAUUGGUACUAACCUUGAGGCAAUGGCUGCUAGCACCAUUGCACAACGAGGAAUUCAGUUAGUUGCAACUGCUCAUGGAGUAACAAUAGAUAAUUUAGUGAUGAAUCCUGCUUUAGAGAUGCUGGUUGGAGGAGUACAGAGUGUAACACUUGGCGAUGAAGAGGCAAGCAGGAGAGGUGUUCAGAAAAGUGUGCUGGAGAGGAAGGGUCCAUCAGCUUUUAGCUGUGGGGUUGAGAUAAUCUCCAAGGCAGAACUGAGAGUUCACCCUGAUUUAGAAGCAACAGUAGAUGCAAUUCUUGCAGGCCGUUACCCAAGAUAUGAAACCCGCAAGAUAAAUCCAGGAUCACAAGAUGAAACAAGGGAAAGUUCAUCCACCCAAGCACCAUUUGAUGAGAGGAAUGAAGUUUUGGUUGAAGAUAUUAUCCAGAUGAAUGGAGGUGUACCUGGUUCUACCGAGCUCAUCUCGGAAACAGAUCCAAGCAUUGAAGGAGGGUCUGGUGAAAGUGAGAAUGCCCUUUGCAUUUUUCUUUAUGGGAUCUCAGAGGCGAGUGUGAUACAAGGGAUAAAACAGUUAAACAUCGAUGAUGCCAUUGAGUUUACUGAUAAUAUCAGCGAAGCAGAUGUGUUACUUGCUCUGCAGUCCAAGCUUAAGAAAAACUCUCGGAUUCAAGCAGCUGCAAAAUCUCACGGCAUUCCGAUUUAUAUGACAAAGACAAGCUCCUCAACGCAGUUGGCAAAGGCUAUAGAGGCAUUAAUGGAUGAUUUUGCUGAUGGCUUUGAGUUUCUCGAAUCUGAAGCUAAGACGAAUGAGUCUGAAAAGAUUGAUGCGUUGGAGGAGGCUAGAAUAGGCAUGGAGCGUGUAGUAAUUCCAAAAGGGGAACCUGUUGAGCUACUCCCUCGGCCUUCAAAUAUUAUAUUGCUUCAGAAGGAUCUUAUUAGGAAGUACAAGCUAAAAUCAGAGCGAAUUGGAACAGGAACGGAUGUAAGGCUUCGAAUUCUCCCUUUCUCCGGUGCACCUGAUGAAGACAGUCAGGAUAGUGAAGGAGUUGAUGAUGAGAGCGAAGUUGAUGAAUUAUUCAGCCCGAAUGCUGAAUCAAAUGGAUCUGCCUUCAGGGUGGAUAGAUUACCUCUACUACCUGAGUAGAAAAUAUGUUGUUUAGUUUUAAUAGCAGUUUGUCUCUAGCAGAGUAGAAAUGUCUAUAUUUCUCGAGUCUUGACCAGCGCACCUUACACAGUGCAUCCCUCAACAUCUAUUGAGCAUACUCUGAAUAAAUACAAAUGGUACAAGUUUGGUUUUGAAUUCUGA